AUGUCAUCAACCAUGAAACCAACCGUUGUUCUUGUCACUGGUGCUAACAGAGGUUUGGGUUUUGAAGUUGUGAAGAAGCUUGUGGCUGCUUCAACUGAUCCCAAUAAGAUUAUUAUUCUACUUGGAAGUCGUAAUCUACAACGAGGACAAGAAGCAAUUUCUCGAUUGGGUUCGCCGCCGAAUGUACACUUACUUCAAUUGGAUACUUCGUCACAAGAUAGUAUCGCUCGUGCUACUAAAGAAAUCGAAGAAAAAUAUAAUGGUUAUCUUAAUGUUCUCAUCAAUAAUGCAGGCAUAGCGAAGCGAGAAAGAAGGAUCGAUGUAGCUCGGGAAAUAUUUGCUACUAACUAUUAUGGUGUCAAAAUGGUCAAUGAGUAUAUGUUUCCUCUUUUGGGAGAAAAUGCUCGCAUUGUGAAUGUGUCAAGCGAAAAUCAAUAUUCGUCCCCGACAUUGACAACAGAAGAAUUGGAUCAACUUGUUAAAGAUUUUCUUUCAGCUAUUGAACAAGACAAACUCGAUAAAAGUGGUUAUGAUCCUAAAUCGCCGUUGUUGAUUUAUGGCGUAUCUAAAGCGGCUCUCACAGCUCUCACUCGAAUCGAAGCACGUCAAUGGUCGGCUAUUAAGAACGUUUUGGUACUUGCUGUGUGUCCUGGUUAUUGUGCUACCGAUAUUACUAAUCAUGCACCUGGAGCUCGUCCUGCUGAACUUGGUGCCGAUUCUAUCCUUUAUGCAGUCAACACUUCACAAAAUGAACUUGAAAAUGGUGCUUUCUAUCAAGAUGGAGUAAAGAAGCCGCAAGUUAAUGCAUGCACAAUAAACUAA
This is a messenger RNA of Rotaria sp. Silwood2, 822 nucleotides long. Lineage: Eukaryota; Metazoa; Rotifera; Eurotatoria; Philodinida; Philodinidae. The record is from the annotation of a GenBank genome assembly.